This is a messenger RNA of Xiphophorus hellerii (green swordtail), 1213 nucleotides long. RefSeq names its product DNA-directed RNA polymerase II subunit RPB1-like. Lineage: Eukaryota; Metazoa; Chordata; Actinopteri; Cyprinodontiformes; Poeciliidae. The coding region runs from base 1 to 1011 and encodes 336 amino acids. The transcript is spliced from 3 exons. The record is from RefSeq and is a predicted model, not a curated record.
AUGCAGCCUGUGGGCCCGCUCGAUAAUGGGGGGGAUGGAAACGCGUCCCGCCCCAGGACCUCCAUCAGCCAGGUCUGCAGAAAAGCAGCGAUGUCCCCUUGCUCUGUCUUCUCGGAUAUACAGGAGUUCUACGAGGUGACAAUCCUGCAGGACACUCAAUGUUCUGAGAAACUUCCAGCUCCAGCAGAACAAUCACCAGUAAGUCCUUCGAGUCCCCCUGCCUCUGGAGAACCAUCCAAACCUAGCAAGACCAAGUCUAUCAAAUCCACCUCCCUACCUAACCAAGAUGGAGUGCCUACAAAAGCAUCAUCUUCUCCUACAAGACAGCCCAGCAUACCACAGUCUCACCCCGCCAAAGUAAAGUACCGUGCUCCUCCUCCACCAGUCCAACCAGAAAGCUCUAAGUCUGCAGAGCUGGUUAUUUCCAAACCCUCUUCACCCUCUGCUGCCUCGCCUUCCAGUGUUACUGUCAGCAGUGUGGAAACUCCCAAUGUUCCCACUAAACCAUCUCAAAAUGGAACCAACUCGCAUGCCACUGACGCAAAGUCACAGAGUACAACAAACCCAAAAAACCCAGCUGCCUCUAAAGACCUGAAUCUGGUGACUGUCUCUGCGCUCAUCUCCAGCACCAUCCAGGGUCUUGUGUCACCAACCACUCCAGAUAAAGCUACUCCUACUAGCAUCACUCCAACCAUCAGUCCCAGUCUAAAUACAGGCUCGGGAGCUGGUGUUUUUGCAGCUGCUUCCAUCAGUAAAGAUCCAGGAACGAGCGUCAUCAAUGCAAGUAAAAGUCCAACGAGCCCCAGUCAUGGAAAAUUCUCAUUCGAGAGCAAAAGUCCAACAAGUCCUUCAGCAAAGCAAAGCAAAGGACUUCCUCUUAGUCCAACCAGCCCUGGGCGGGGAAAGGCUACCAGUGAUAGCCCCGGCUACGGACCAACCCGCUCCAAGUCGCCCGCAGCCCCACUGGCCACAAACAGGGUAGGCCAAUUCUUCAUUCUGUGUCUGUGCUGAAGGAAACGUGGAGAAAGUAACUCACCGAUGAAGCUUGAAGAGCGAGCUUAGAGAGUUUAAUUGUGAUUUGCUUCCAGAAAAACAAAACAUUCACCUCUUUUGUCAGAGUUCUCUUUUUUGUUUCAUUCCUUUGCAAAAUGCUGGCUGUUUUUACACAAUUGCAUUUUCAUGGCUUGCAUUACAUUAUGUAACAUGGCAAGUG